AUGAGAAGACUGUGUGGCAAACGAAUUUAUCUUCAUCGGUUUCAAAGAUCAGAGACCCCAUCAUCGUGUGAUGGGCGGGUCACGUUGUGGGCCAGUUCCAUUGGUGUUGAUACAUAUGGCAAUUGGUACGCAAAAGAGAUUUUUCUCUCCCAGCUAAGAUUUUCACUACCGAGUAACCAUGAUCUAUCAAUUGAGUUAGUUCAACGAAUCUUACCAUCUAUCUAUCUAUCUAUCUAUCUAUCUAUCUAUCUAUCUAUCUCAGAGCUUUCCUCUUCAUAUCUAUCUAUCUAUCUAUCUAUCUAUCUAUCUAUCUAUCUAUCUAUCCGUGUAAGAUCAAAUCUAUCUAUCUAUCUAAAAUAUCUAUCUAAUCUAUCUAGACUUUGGAGGAAAAUAUCUCGUUGUCCUAUCUAUCUAUCUAUCUAUCUAUCUAAUCUAUCUAUCUAUCUAUCUAACGAUUGCUUUUUUGUUUGGUCAUAUCUAUCUAUCUAUCUAUCUAUCUAUCUAUCUAUCUAUCUAUCUAUCUAUCUAACACCCUUUGUUUAUAUAUAUCUCAGUUUGGUCAUAUCUAUCUAUCUAUCUAUCUAUCUAUCUAUCUAUCUAUCUAACACUCUUUGUUUAUAUAUAUCUCAGUUUGGUCAUAUCUAUCUAUCUAUCUAUCUAUCUAUCUAUCUAUCUAUCUAUCUAUCUAUCUAUCUAUCUAUCUAUCUAUCUAUCUAUCACGAUUAG
Molecule: messenger RNA, 726 nt
Organism: Acanthosepion pharaonis
Lineage: Eukaryota; Metazoa; Mollusca; Cephalopoda; Sepiida; Sepiidae
Source: the annotation of a GenBank genome assembly